CCCCCUCUGCCACCACCAAGAACCCCCCUCUGUAACAAUUUAGAGUAAAAAGGCCGUAAGUCAUGCGAGCGUAACAUAAUCAGGAGAACGUAGCAAUUAAGGGGUUUAUCGAAAAACACAGGUGGCUCGCCGCUGCUGGACAACAUGGAAUUGUUGCAAGAGGAUGACUCGUCAUUAGCCCUCAGCGAGCAGGGAAUGGAGAGCGCUCCGACCCCUCAGGAGACUGUAGGGGAGGAAGACGCGAGGGUGCUGACAUUGGCUGAGCAAAUUAUAGCGGCGCUACCGGAAAGGAUCAAGAGAGCGGAAGGCGAUUCUCCGUCUUCUUCCUCGCCACCUCCCCCGGCACCGCCCUUAUCGCCACUGGAGGACGCUCUGAUGGAACAAAUGCCUCUGGAUUCUGGUGAAUUGUUCGACUCUUAUCGCGACUGCAGCGGAGGUGCGGCAUCGGUGUCAGACGUGGAUGCCGAUGCCAGCCCCUCGAGUCCAUCCAGCAGCUGUCUGACACCGGACUCGCCCUCGCCUCCGCCCACGACGGCCGACUUCUGCGAAUUUCUGCAGCUACAGCUGCAAUUGGACAGCGGAAACGGGCACAACGGGCAAUACUAUACUGGCGAACGGAAGUACGGUAACGUGAUGGGCUCUGGAAUAUGCGGGGGUGUGACAGGUGGCGGUAACGGAGCCGGCGACGGAAGCGAGGCGGACCUGAGCAGGCUCACGCUGUCCGAUCGCGAGCAAAGGGAGCUCUACCACGCCGCCAGAAUGAUCCAGAAAGCCUACAGAAAUUACAAGGGACGCCAGAGGCAGGAGGAGGCCGAGAGACACGCCGCUGUCCUCAUUCAGCAAUAUUAUCGUCGACAUAAACAGUACGCUUAUUAUAGACAAGCCACGAAAGCCGCGCUGGUGAUACAAAGUAACUACCGGAAUUAUCGGUCGCGUCCGGGGUCGGCCAGCUCGAGGCAGCAGGCUGUUCAUCAGCAAGCCGCCCAUCAGGCAGCCAGGAAGAUCCAGCAGUUCAUGAGACAGUCGAAAAUCAACUUGUCGUGGGACGAUUCACGACCGGCUGCAGAACGCCAGGGCCGCCGCAAGCGUGAACGGGAGGCCGCCAGCGGGCAUUUUACGGGCGGUUGCUGUCCCCCAAAGCUCGCCCUCAUCUAGCCCAGGGGCCAGCCUAGUAGCCGCCAACCCAGAGGUCACUUAGUCGACCGUCGAUCGAACAACGCGCAGAACGCCGACGACACACCGGAAGCGAAACAAUAGAGCCUAGACAUUCGCGAAUAUCGAAUAUCCGGUCGUCGUGUGGAACG
Molecule: messenger RNA, 1304 nt
Organism: Hylaeus anthracinus
Lineage: Eukaryota; Metazoa; Arthropoda; Insecta; Hymenoptera; Colletidae
Gene: Camta
Product: calmodulin-binding transcription activator 1-like
Exons: 6
Coding region: 145-1155 (336 amino acids)
Biological process (GO): regulation of transcription by RNA polymerase II
Cellular component (GO): nucleus
Molecular function (GO): protein binding; double-stranded DNA binding; transcription coregulator activity
Source: RefSeq, a predicted model, not a curated record